AUGCCAAAUAAUAAUAAAACUAAUGUUAAUUUUGGACGCAAAGAUAAGCGUGGAUGUGGUGGAUCUAUUUCCCCUAAUACAUCAGACUCAACAACAUCAACUGGACCAACAUACUCGGGACAGAGUACGAUGAUCAGUUCCAAAGUAACACCUCGUAAAAAUGGUAAAAGUGGUGUUAAAAGACCAGUAUCAUUGAUUGUUUAUGAUAGUUCCUCAUCUGACUCUGAUAUGUCAUCACCUUUAAGAAAUUCCCAAGUUUCCUCUGGAUCACCAGUCCAGUCUAGUCAUAGAAAAUCUAAUCAGUAUUCAUCAUUUCAUUCCAAUACUCCAACAACACCAUCUUCAUCAAGAGGAAAAACUUUCGUAGUAGGGUUAUCUUUUAAUACUCCACUAUCAACCAGAAAUGGAACUGGAUCUCCAAAGAAUUCUCGUCGCCGAGAAGGAUUACAAACCAUUUCUAGUCAAAAAUUUUUCGCUGCAUCAACAGUUAAUGGAUCUCCACUUCCAGAUAAGCUCCCAUUACCACCAACAGCAUGGAUUAAUGAGAUUUCUCGUAGUACCCAAAAUACACCAGUUAUGGGUAUGACAUCACCAACAACCGUUGAAGCUGAUAUCCCUCAAUUGGCAGCUAAUUUUAUCCGUAUGAAUCCUUUUCAUUUGAUAGCUGCAGUUGCUGCCUCAUAA
Strongyloides ratti is the source of this 684-nucleotide messenger RNA. RefSeq lists its product as hypothetical. Bases 1 to 684 code for a protein of 227 amino acids. The record is from RefSeq and is a predicted model, not a curated record. Lineage: Eukaryota; Metazoa; Nematoda; Chromadorea; Rhabditida; Strongyloididae. The transcript has a single exon.